Molecule: messenger RNA, 918 nt
Organism: Pectinophora gossypiella (pink bollworm)
Lineage: Eukaryota; Metazoa; Arthropoda; Insecta; Lepidoptera; Gelechiidae
Exons: 2
Coding region: 1-918 (305 amino acids)
Biological process (GO): sensory perception of smell; detection of chemical stimulus involved in sensory perception of smell
Cellular component (GO): plasma membrane
Molecular function (GO): odorant binding; olfactory receptor activity
Source: RefSeq, a predicted model, not a curated record
AUGGCGAAGUCUCAUCGUCCGAGACAUUAUUUCGGCUUCCACUACCUCCUUAUGAGGUUUCUCGGCCUCGGCUGGUGGCAUCAUCCCGAGAAACGGGACACCAGAAACUUUCCAGGCUGGUAUCUGUACUACGCCAUCAUAACUGAACUGGUAUGGGUUGUCGGAUUUGUCGGCUUAGAGACAAUAGAUCCGUUCAUUGGCGAAAGGGAUCUUGACCAAUUCAUGUUUAGUCUGUCUUUCGUUAUUACCCACGACCUAACAUUGAUAAAGCUCUACAUAAUCUUCUUCAGAAACGAUGAGAUCCAAGAAACUGUGCGGACUUUAGAGAUAGACGUACAGGAUUACUACCAGAACCAUGAGAAAACCCGAAAGACUAUCAGACUCUCGAGGAUCCUCACAGGAUCUUUUAUCUUCUUCGGCUGGUUGACUAUAGGGAAUGCAAGUAUAUAUGGAGCUGUCCAAGAUUUCAAAUGGAAGAAGACUGUAGCUCUUCUCAAUGACAGUUCUUUAGCACCCGACCGUUCUCUUCCCCAGCCUAUUUACAUACCUUGGAAUUAUCAGAAAGAUUCGUCAUUUAUACCCACUUUUGCUUUAGAAACCGUUGGUCUUUUGUGGACUGGUCAUAUUGUGAUGACGAUAGACACAAUGAUCGGAUCAAUUAUCCUCCACAUGAGCUCUCAAUUCUCGAUUUUUCAAGAAGCUGUAGUAACUGCUUAUGAUCGUACUAUUGCGCAACUGUACGAUCGUAUGCCUUAUGACGUCGAUGGUAAUGAAUUGCAGUCAGAAAAUUUGAAUGAAUUUGACAAGUAUGAGAGAGCUGUAAGAGAAACUUAUUCGGAAGAAGAGAUUGGAAAAGCGUUGGAGGCUACAUUGAGGGAUUGCUUUCGCCAACAUCAGUUAUUGAUCAGCCUCUACUAG